Alternaria ethzedia is the source of this 567-nucleotide messenger RNA. RefSeq lists its product as uncharacterized. Gene Ontology annotation, biological process: endosome organization; regulation of protein localization. The record is from RefSeq and is a predicted model, not a curated record. The coding region runs from base 1 to 567 and encodes 188 amino acids. The transcript is spliced from 3 exons. NCBI's taxonomy places the organism in Eukaryota, Fungi, Ascomycota, Dothideomycetes, Pleosporales, Pleosporaceae. Gene Ontology annotation, cellular component: endosome; BLOC-1 complex.
AUGGCUGCCACCCACUCGUUCUACCAAUUGCCCCAAUCCUCUUACCCGAUCAGCAUGCCACAGAAGCCGGGCUUCUACUACCCGCCCCAACACCAUGGCUACGGACGUGGAGCAGCAUCACCACCUGAAGCUCCAUCCAGCGUCACAACAUCCGGCGUACCUUCUUACGAGCCGUCGGCGACUUCCAGCAACUACGCCGGUAGCGCAAGCGACUACGAUUCGAGCAGUGGCUCUGCGAGCGUAGAUCUUCUCGAUUACAUGGGCAGUCGUGUAAACGGCUCAUUCGACCCAAUGCCACUAGACCGCAGCUUAGCCAAGCAAGCACAAACAUCUGGCGAGUUGAACGCCAAGCAUCGCGAGCUUCUCGAACUGCAACAACUUGCUCAGCGCCGGCUAGCUGGCGCACGCAUGAGCUUCGCAGACGGUAUGAAAGCCGCGAAAGAUGUGCAGAGAGAUUUGCAAUACACACAGAAACGCGUGGACUCCCUCAACGAGCGUGCGGCGCGAAAGUACCCCGAGCAGUUCCGCACCGCCCAAGGCCGAUACCCAGCACCUCUUGACUACUAG